AUUCAAAAUGCUGUGAAAUGCAAUAAAUCUUUAUUUUCGUAAUUUCGUAUUCGUAUUAUUUUUCUGAUUUUUUAUUGAAUUUGUCAAUUUUCUAAAACGGCGCGGACGAUAACGGUACCUGCUGCAGAUUUCAUCAUCAUGCCCAGGCUCAAGAAGAGAUCAUUAGAAACCAAAGCUAGGAUAUCGCGAAUGAAACGAGCCGAGAAACGAAGAGAACAAAUUUUGAUUUUAAAAACGCAAGCCGAAGAAAUGGAAAUUUUAUGUCGUGGCAUAAGAAGUGAAGGAGCUCUUGUACCACCAAUCAGACAAACCGCGUCAAUAUUUAAACAGCCCGUUACUGUUCAUAAGAACCAGGAAGGAAAAGUUAAAGCAGACUUCAAACACGGAAGACAAGAAAAGCCUAGACAAGUAUUUUGGGAGAAAAGACUUGAAGGUAUUCGAGCAUCAGAAAAAGAUGGUUAUGAAUUAGGUACCAGAUGGACUGGUCUAUUGCGACCAGCUGGUCCUCAUGUCAGUGAUGAUACUCUAUUGCAGAGUGUAGCUACUGCUUUACAUGUAUGCGCUAUGCCAGUGACUGGGCAACCUCCGAUGCGAUCUCAUUAUGAUAAAGAAAUUGUAUAUCGGAUUCCAGAUCAACCACUUGUCCAGGAGGUGAGUGUAACCGUCGAAGACAUCAAAAGUCAAGAAGAACGUGUUAUAGCAGCCAGAAAACGACUUCAAGAAAUUAUGGUAAAAAUAAAAUAACGUUUUUGUACUUGUUGAAAAUAACAUAAUAGUACUUUUUUUCUCACUUUUUUAAUUUUUAUCUUUUAUGACUUAAUUAAUAUUAAUAACAACAUGCAAAUAUAUUGAUAUUUUUUUCUUUGAUUUAUCA
Messenger RNA from Acyrthosiphon pisum (pea aphid), 874 nucleotides. It is a transcript of the gene MBD-like, whose product is annotated as methyl-CpG-binding domain protein 2. The transcript has 4 exons. NCBI's taxonomy places the organism in Eukaryota, Metazoa, Arthropoda, Insecta, Hemiptera, Aphididae. The coding region runs from base 139 to 744 and encodes 201 amino acids. The record is from RefSeq and is marked provisional.